Molecule: messenger RNA, 1826 nt
Organism: Galeopterus variegatus (Sunda flying lemur)
Lineage: Eukaryota; Metazoa; Chordata; Mammalia; Dermoptera; Cynocephalidae
Gene: IFT88
Product: intraflagellar transport 88
Exons: 15
Biological process (GO): kidney development; non-motile cilium assembly; intraciliary transport
Cellular component (GO): ciliary base; ciliary basal body; centriole
Molecular function (GO): kinesin binding
Source: RefSeq, a predicted model, not a curated record
GAUUAAAAUAACACAGAACAUUGGAGUUACAUUUAUUAUGACUGGUCAGUAUGCAGAUGCCAUUAAUUCAUUUGAGCACAUAAUGAGUCUGGCACCAAACCUGAAGGCAGGCUUCAACCUAAUUCUGAGUUAUUUUGCCAUUGGAGACAGAGAAAAAAUGAAGAAGGCAUUCCAAAAAUUGAUUGCUGUUCCAUUAGAAAUUGAUGAAGAUGAUAAAUAUAUUUCACCAAGCGAUGAUUCUCAUACUAACUUAGUGAUUGAAGCAAUAAAAAAUGAUCAUCUUAGGCAAAUGGAACGUGAAAGGAAAGCCAUGGCAGAAAAAUACAUCUUGACAGCUGCAAAACUCAUUGCUCCUGUAAUUGAAACAUCAUUUGCUGUGGGUUAUGAUUGGUGUGUGGAAGUGGUGAAAGCUUCUCAAUAUGUAGAGCUAGCCAAUGAUCUGGAAAUAAACAAAGCAAUUACAUACUUGAGACAAAAGGACUUUAACCAAGCUGUAGAGACCUUAAAAAUGUUUGAAAAGAAGGACAGUAGAGUGAAAAGUGCAGCUGCAACCAACCUCUCAUUCCUGUAUUAUUUGGAAAAUGAAUUUGCACAAGCCAGCAGCUAUGCGGAUUUAGCUGUGAACUCUGAUAGAUAUAAUCCAUCAGCUCUUACUAAUAAAGGGAACACAAUUUUUGCAAAUGGUGAUUAUGAGAAGGCAGCUGAAUUCUACAAAGAGGCUCUAAGGAACGAUUCCUCUUGCACUGAAGCGCUUUACAACAUUGGUCUUACCUAUAAGAAGCUGAACCGGCUAGAUGAGGCUUUGGACUGUUUCCUGAAACUUCACGCAAUCCUGCGUAACAGCGCCCAAGUUCUUUACCAGAUAGCCAAUGUAUAUGAAUUAAUGGAAGACCCCAGUCAAGCUAUUGAAUGGCUAAUGCAACUGAUCAGUGUUGUGCCAACUGAUUCUAGAGCUUUGUCUAAACUAGGAGAAUUAUAUGACAGUGAAGGAGAUAAAUCGCAAGCAUUUCAAUAUUACUAUGAGUCAUAUAGGUAUUUCCCUUCUAAUAUUGAAGUCAUUGAGUGGCUCGGAGCCUAUUACAUUGAUACCCAGUUUUGUGAAAAAGCCAUUCAGUACUUUGAAAGAGCUUCUCUUAUACAGCCCACACAAGUGAAAUGGCAGCUGAUGGUUGCUAGUUGUUUCAGAAGAAGUGGUAACUACCAAAGAGCGUUAGAUACUUAUAAAGAUAUUCACAGAAAAUUUCCAGAAAAUGUCGAAUGUCUGCGUUUCUUGGUUCGUCUCUGCACAGAUAUUGGAUUAAAAGAAGUUCAAGAAUAUGCUACAAAACUCAAGAAGUUGGAAAAAAUGAAAGAAAUAAGGGAACAGCGCAUCAAGUCGGGCAGAGACAGCAGUGGGGGCGCCCGUGGCAAAAGAGAGGGGAGUGCUGGCAGUGAUAGUGGCCAGAACUGUAGUGCCAGUAGUAAAGGUGAACGACUAAGUGCCAAACUCAGAGCUUUACCUGGGACAAAUGAACCUUAUGAAAGUAGCAGUAACAAAGAAAUAGAUGCCUCCUAUCUGGAUCCACUUGGACCUCAAAUAGAAAGACCAAAAACUGCAGCCAAAAAAAGAAUCGAUGAGGAUGAUUUUGCUGAUGAACAGUUAGGAGAUGAUUUGCUUCCAGAAUAAUAUUCACUUUUACAUGUUAUUUAUUAAAGAAAAGAAGUCGCCUUACAAGAUAAUACUCAUGUUAAACUUUGGAUUAUAUAUCCAAAUUUUUUACACUGUCAAAACUUUAAAUAAGUGUAUUCUGUUCUAUGAGUAUGGAUUUAAGGUUUUUUUUGUUUUU